GCGAGCGUGGAGUGCGGGCGGCGAGAAGAUGGCGGCAGCGGGGGCAGCAGCGUGAGCAGCCGGGCUGUGCCGGGCUCGCCGCGACGGGCCGCCAUGGCCCUCCGCAAGCCGCAGUACAUUUUUGGAGAUUUUAGCCCAGAUGAAUUCAAUCAGUUCUUUGUGACUCCUCGUUCUUCAGUUGAGCUUCCUCCGUUCAAUGGGAUGGUCCUGACGUCGAAUGAACAGCCUGAGGGCCCAGAGUCCCUGGAGUUCCAGAGAAUCGAGUUCGGCGUCACUGAGGUCAUGGUCCACAAGGCUACUUCGCCACCAGCCCCAGGCUGCAGUGUCUCAAGUACCCUGAACCCCCGGGCCCCUGAGUUCAUUCUGAGUUGCACAAAUUCCAGAACAAGCCCCGGUGACGGAGACAGAGACACAAACUCCAGCCCUGUGGACCGCCGGGACCCCGACCCUGAUGCAGCCCUGGACAGCACCUGCCCUGGAGAGAACGAAAGCGGGCUGGACCCGAGGGAGCAGAGGAAGAAGCAGCCCCCUGGCUACUACAGCUACUUGAAGGAUGGGGCUGAGGGUGCUGCCCUACCAGAAGCACUAGUCAACGGUCACACUGGCCAUGCCAGUCCUACCACCCCAGAUGGCCUUGGCCCCGAUGUUGCUGAGUCAGCGGCAGACUUGACCCCGUCACCAGCCUCCAGGACUUGUAAUAGCCCUCAGGACUCUUCAGACUUGGGCAGCAAUGCCCAGGGAUCAGGUGGCUCUUUGCCUGGAGCCCUGGAGGGCAGGACUGCAAGGCGGCCCGAGGCCUGUCCCGGGAUCGCCCUGGAACCCUCCUGCCCCUCCUCAGAAGCUGAGGCCAGUGGCCCAGCUGGGGCUCAGACUGCUGAGAGCCUGGCACUUGCCAAUGGACGAAUACUUGAAUCCCCCAGCAUGGGCCUGGCAGCCAAUGGCUUGGACCCCCACCCUGUGGGGGCCAUGGACGCGGAGCCCGCCAGUGCCUCCUCUGCCGUUGACUUGCUCGGCCCUGUAGCGGGCUCCGUGCCCGGUGGCCCCCCUAAGUCGUGGGCUAGUCUCUUCCACAGCGCCAAGUCCCCCUCUACUGCCCUACCCGGAGCCUCUGUGGACACCCCAUGCUCCCUUCCUGCCACACCUUCUGUGGUCUCUGAGAAGCCAGUGGAGGUCAAGGAAGGGCUGGUUCCUGUCUCCGAGGACCCUGUAGCCCUAGAGAUGGCAGAGCUGCUGGAGUGCGUGAAUCUGGUGCACAAGCCUGUGUCACUGCAGCCGCGUGGCCUCAUCAACAGAGGGAACUGGUGCUACAUCAACGCCACGCUACAGGCCCUGGUCGCCUGCCCUCCCAUGUACCACUUGAUGAAGUCCAUCCCGCUCUACUCCAAAGUCCAGCGGCCCUGCACAUCCACGCCCAUGAUCGACAGCUUCGUCCGGCUGAUGAAUGAGUUCACGAAUAUGCCGGUACCCCCGAAACCCAGGCAGGUUCUCGGGGACAGGGUCAUGAGGGAAAUCCGCCCUGGAGCCGCCUUCGAGCCUACCUACAUCUACCGCCUCCUCACCCUCAUUGAGUCCAGCCUGUCGGAAAAGGGUCGGCAGGAAGAUGCUGAGGAAUACCUGGGCUUCAUCCUCAACGGGCUUCACGAGGAGAUGCUGGCACUGAAGGGGCUGCUUACUCCCGACAGCCAAAAACUCCCUGUUUCCAACGGACCCAUGAGUCAAGCGGUGAACAGAGAGGAGUUGGAGGAGCCGGGCGAGGGCAGUGAGGACGAAUGGGAGCAAGUGGGGCCCCGAAACAAGACGGCGGUCACCCGGCAGGCGCACUUCGUGCAGACCCCCAUCACCGGCAUUUUCGGGGGCCAUAUCAGGUCAGUAGUUUACCAGCAGAGCUCCAAGGACUCAGCCACUCUGCAGCCCUUCUUCACCCUGCAGCUGGACAUCCAGUCCGACAAGAUCCACACAGUGCAGGACGCACUGGAAAGUCUGGUGGCGAGGGAGUCUGUCCAGGGCUACACCACCAAGAGCAAGCAGGAGGUGGAGGUGAGCCGCAGGGUGACUCUUGAGAAGUUGCCCCCAGUCCUGGUGCUGCACCUGAAGCGCUUCGUGUAUGAGAAGACAGGAGGCUGUCAGAAGCUCGUGAAGAAUAUUGACUACCCCGUGGACCUGGAGAUCAGCAGGGAACUGCUGUCUCCAGGGGUCAAAAAUAAGAACCUCAAAAGCCACCGGACCUACCGGUUGUUUGCAGUGGUCUACCACCAUGGCAGCAGCGCCACCGGCGGCCACUACACCACCGACGUCUUCCAGAUUGGCCUCAGCGGCUGGCUCCGCAUCGAUGACCAGACAGUGCGGGUGGUGAGCCAGUGCCAGGUGGUGAAGGCAGCCGCAGGCCGCACCGCCUACCUCCUCUACUACCGCCGUGUGGACCUCCUCUAGGCAUUGCGCAGCCACCACAACUUGGCAGCAAAUCACUUGAUUGAAGCAGACCCGAAGCACCAUUUCCAAAAAUGAUGCUGAUUUCCGAGUGCGACGGGGACUCGCAGCGGCACCAGGCUCACUGCUCAAAGGAGAAUCCAGCACCAGCAACACUUGUAAAUUUGUGAAAAAUGAAUUUUAUCUUUCCUGGAGAAUAAUUUUUUUUAAUCCA
Suncus etruscus (white-toothed pygmy shrew) is the source of this 2641-nucleotide messenger RNA. It is a transcript of the gene USP10, whose product is annotated as ubiquitin specific peptidase 10. The transcript has 14 exons. Lineage: Eukaryota; Metazoa; Chordata; Mammalia; Eulipotyphla; Soricidae. Gene Ontology annotation, biological process: regulation of autophagy; protein deubiquitination; DNA damage response, signal transduction by p53 class mediator. Gene Ontology annotation, molecular function: cysteine-type deubiquitinase activity; cysteine-type endopeptidase activity. The record is from RefSeq and is a predicted model, not a curated record. Gene Ontology annotation, cellular component: cytosol; early endosome; nucleus. Bases 94 to 2430 code for a protein of 778 amino acids.